UCUCUCUCUCUCUCUCUCUCUCUCAAUCGCCGACGGUGCCGUUCUUCGUUUGCUUCUUCCUUCUUUUGGGGUGCGAUCAUGGGGAACGUCAGGAGCAGGCCGGAGUCGAUUGAGCAGUGGAGACGCCAUGGAAGUAGGACGAGAGCGAGUCUUCCGUCGCAGGCCCUCGAUUCAGGUCCUGCUCUGGUUUCAGGUACACCGCAACAGGCAGAGGAACUUGAGAUAUGUUAUGACGACAUCGAAUCCAGUCCGCCUGAAGACAGCAGAACGGUCCUUAUGCGUGGGGGUUUAGGACUGAUGGAGACUCCGGAGGUCACGCAGUGGCAGAGUUUCACAGAGAUUUACUUGAUGGAAAAUCAGUUGACUGAGUUACCCGAGGAUCCUCCUCUGUGUCCUCUACUUUUGGUAUUGUUUCUGAAUAGAAAUUACAAGCUCAGAACGAUUAGUCCCUCUUUCUUUGAUUACAUGCCUGCUCUGGAAAUCUUGAAUUUGUCCCGAACUCGGAUCAAGUCCUUGCCAGAUUCUCUGUUCAGGUUAAGCAGCCUCAAAAGACUAUUCUUAAAUCAUUGUGAGCUAUUGAUGGUGUUACCUCCGAAAAUUGGAGAACUUCAGCAGCUUGAGGUACUUGAUCUUGAAGGGACUGAGAUCAUGGAUCUGCCAAAGGAGGUUGCGAAGCUAACAAAGCUCACUUGCUUAGAAGUAUCUUUUUGUCCACGCGUCAAUCGUGGCACCAAAUCUGCGAAAGCAAAUGCAUUGAUUCCUCAAGGCACUAUUUCUGCGCUAUCCCAAUUAGAAGAGCUAAGUAUUGAUGUAAAUCCAGAGGACGAGAGGUGGGAGAGUGUUGUGGAAGCUGUUGUUGACGAUGUUUGUGGCUUGUUGAGGCUGGAUACACUUAAACUGUACUUUCCACAAGUGGAACAUCUAAGGAAAUUCAAAUGGUUUGGUACAUCAAAGGUGUCUAGAUCAUUGUCAUAUUUCAAAUUCAAUGUUGGCGAUCACGGUGAACGCAUCAUGUCUCGUCUCCCGGUGGAUCUUGAGUUUGAGUUAGAACACUGGGAUAGAUCCCUGAAAUAUGUAAACGGUGUGGGUGUGCCCAGAGAAAUCCAGAAGAUGCUCUGGCAUACUACUGCAUUUUUCUUAGACCGCCAUACGGAUGUCAUUAAGCUAUCUGAUUUUGGGAUUGAGAACAUGGAGCGACUGAAAUGCUGCAUAAUUGGGGAGUGUAAUGAGAUUGAGGUCAUUAUUGAUGGAACUGACAUGUACAAUGAAGCUGAUAGAAGUGAAAUUGUAUUGGAAUCAUGGGAGGAUGGUAAGAGGUUUCUCGGAUCACUUGAGUAUCUCUACGCAUAUCAUAUGAAGAGUUUGAGGACCAUUUAUGAGGGGCCAAUAAAUCGAGGAUGCUUGUCUCAUCUUAAAUGCUUGGCCUUACUCACAUGUCCUCGGUUGACUACUAUAUUCACGCCUGGCCUCCUGAUAAACCUGGGUAGCUUAGAAGAGCUCAAAGUCGAAGCCUGCUCCCUUGUCUUUAGUUUAGUGAGGUGUGAUGAUGCUUCUUUUUACAAGAGCAUUUACUUCCUCCCCAAGUUGAAAAAGAUAUCCUUAUUCUCAUUGCCUGAACUCAUUAGCAUUUCCAGUGGCUUAUGCAUUGCACCAAGCUUGGAACGAAUGAGCAUUAUUGAUUGUCCGAAUCUCAAGAGUCCAUCACCUGAUGAAAUCUGUUGCAAUCAUCUGACAGGAACUAAAGAACAAAGCAUUCCAAAUGAUGCAAGCAGAGAGCAGCCUGCACCUCCUGUGGUUUCAUUGACGACCACUGGUAAUGCAGACCCUUCAACUUCUAUGGGGAGGACUGCCUUUCCUAAUGUUUCGCAGAAACCCAGCAAUCUCAAAGCCUUCACUGUUUCAGAACUCAAAUCAGUCGCCAAGAACUUCAGCCGCUCUGUCAUGAUUGGAGAGGGUGGAUUUGGGUCUGUUUAUAGGGGUACAAUCAAGAUUACAGAAGAUCCAUCUAACAAACUUGAAGUGGUUGUGAAGCAGCUGGGCUGGAAAGGAACCCAGGGACAUAAAGAAUGGGUGACGGAAGUUAAUGUUCUCGGUGUGGUUGAGCAUCCAAAUCUUGUAAAAUUAGUUGGAUACUGUGCCGAGGACGAUGAAAGGGAAAUUCAACGGCUUUUGGUAUAUGAGUAUAUGCCGAAUGGAAGCGUUGAUGAUCAUUUAUCAUCUCGCUCCCAAAAACCCCUUCCAUGGGAAAUGAGACUAAGAAUAGCUCAAGAUACUGCUCGUGGCCUGACAUACUUACAUGAGCAGAUGGACUUCCAGAUAAUUUUUAGAGAUUUCAAAUCAUCAAACAUUUUACUGGAUGAGCAAUGGAAUGCCAAGUUGUCGGACUUUGGAUUAGCAAGACUCGGACCUCAAGAGGGUUUCACUCAUGUAUUAACAGCGGUUGUGGGAACCAUCGGAUAUGCUGCUCCUGAAUAUCUGCAAACUGGCCGUCUCACAUCGAAGAAUGAUGUAUGGAGCUAUGGGGUUUUCCUCUAUGAACUAAUCACCGGGAGGCGUCCUUUAGAUCGUAACCUCCCCAAGAGAGAACAGAAGCUUUUAGAAUGGGUGAAGCCACACCUAUCAGAUCCAAAGAAGAUCAAGUUGAUAGUGGAUCGCAGGCUUGAAGGGAAAUACCAGGUCAAGUCUGUGUACAAGCUUGCAACGGUAGCCAACAAAUGCUUGCAUAAAAGCCCAAAGUCACGCCCUAAGAUGAGUGAGGUGUUAGAGUUGGUGGACGAGAUUGUGAGGGAAUCAACUGGCAUGGACUCAUUGAAUAGUUUUAGGUCAGUAGAGACACAAGGGGAUACUGGAACGACAUUCUCCGUUUCUUGGACCCAAAGUCUUCCAUCCUCCAAACGCGAAAUGAGCUCUUCGGAGACAGAGACAGACUCGGAAUGCAGCGCUCAAUGAAGACGGCAAAAGGAUCAACAACCAGAAGCGUACGAAGGCUUCGGAUGUCAGUGUUUGUUUUCGAAUGGGCACAAAGGAGGGAGAGAUUUAGGGUAAUUCUGAGUUCUUUCUUGGGUCCUAAGUUUUAAGACCGUAUGCUGAGAUUCGCCAAGAUUAUGAUCGGAUAGCCUCGGAGACGUUCGUAGGAUACGACCGUUGGUUGUUUUUUCAGGUUAA
Syzygium oleosum is the source of this 3165-nucleotide messenger RNA. RefSeq lists its product as uncharacterized. The record is from RefSeq and is a predicted model, not a curated record. Bases 79 to 2949 code for a protein of 956 amino acids. Gene Ontology annotation, molecular function: protein kinase activity; protein binding; ATP binding. Gene Ontology annotation, biological process: protein phosphorylation. The transcript is spliced from 6 exons. Lineage: Eukaryota; Viridiplantae; Streptophyta; Magnoliopsida; Myrtales; Myrtaceae.